Messenger RNA from Fibroporia radiculosa, 1773 nucleotides. RefSeq lists its product as uncharacterized. Gene Ontology annotation, molecular function: CoA-ligase activity. The record is from RefSeq and is a predicted model, not a curated record. Bases 1 to 1773 code for a protein of 590 amino acids. The transcript is spliced from 8 exons. Gene Ontology annotation, biological process: secondary metabolic process. Lineage: Eukaryota; Fungi; Basidiomycota; Agaricomycetes; Polyporales; Fibroporiaceae.
AUGAUUUUCAAACCGCUGUACCCUGAGGUCUCGCCUCUGGCUGACCAGAACGUGCACGACUUCCUGUUUAACGAGCCUGCACGCACACCUGAUACUGACUACCCCAUCCAUAUCGACGCGCUCACAGGUGAAAGGAGGACUCGCAGUGAGUUUGUUGAACGCGUUCGCGAUGGUGCUACCGCCCUUGUCGCGCCCUCCUCUUCCGGCGGCUUCGAGAUCGGGCCUAACGAGCAUGUCGGCAUUCUGAGCUACAACAGUCUCGACUAUCCUGCCCUGAUGCAUUCGCUAUUGGUGGUGACGGUCCCGUUCGCCCUCCUCUCUGCGUACUCGACGACGCCAUAUGAGAUCUCAUAUGCGGCGAAGUCAGCAAAAGUCACUCGUAUCUUCGUCGAGCCUGGUCUCCUACAGGUGGCGUUGGAGGCCGCGGAGGAAGCUGGAAUCUCCGAAGAACGCGUUCAUAUCUUGGGUAGCCCUGUCGUAGGAAAAAAAAGCUAUGGAGAGGCUAUAGAUGAAGUCAGGGCGCGACAACUGCCCAGAAUCUCCGUGAAGCCCGCGAAGAAGGACACCGUCGCCUACUUUGUAUUCUCCAGCGGGACGACAGGGUCUCCGAAGGUCGUCAUGCUCACACACGGUAACGUGUGCUUCUCAUUAGUACAAGGUGAGAUGAUCGCGAAGGAGGAGCCUCCUGUGCCGAAGGCAAUCGUCCUGGCACCUUUGCCCAUGUCACACACGUAUGGAAUGGGGCUUAUCUGCUUCCGCGGCUUCCAGUCGCCCACAAGCCUAAUUAUCAUUCCCCAGUGGGACCUCAAGCUCGUACUCGAGAUAAUUCCUAAAUAUCGCGUAAAUGUGAUGCACAUGCGCCCGAGCCAGUUGCACGAGCUUGCGCAUUCCAAAGACCUCAAGAAGGAGUCUUUUGCCUCCGUCAUGGUCAUCGGUAGUGGAUCUGCCUAUCUUCCGCCAGGUAUUGCUCUAGCUCUACAACAGGCAAUCAGACCAGGACUACCCGUUGUUCAAGGCUUUGGGAUGUCUGAGAUUGCAAGCAUUGCACUUCGAAUGCUCCCACCCUCCGCCUUUGGCGGACGCGUCCCGCCCGACUUCAACACGGCAGGGUUACUGCUUGCAGGACUCGAGGCGCGCAUUGUGCUCUCGGACGGUUCUGAUGGAGGCGUAGAUGAAAUCGGGGAGCUAUGGCUCCGCGGGCCCAACAUCUCCCUUGGGUACUACGGUGACGAAGCGGCAACCAAGUAUGCGUUCACUGAGGAUGGCUGGCUCAGAACAGGAGACCACUUCAGGAUUGAUCAAUAUGGCAGAUUUUUCUUUAUCGAUAGAAUGAAGGAAAUUUUCAAGAUAUCUGAUUUUCAGGUUUCACCAACAGAGAUCGAAGAUGUGCUCCGUGCCCAGCCUGAAAAGCUCAUCACAGACGUCGGCGUUGUCGGUAUUCCAGCCUCCGGUAACGAUAAUGGUGCUGUGGCAGGCGAGUGCAUCCCGAGGGCCUGGAUAGUUCUUAGCCCAGAAGGCGAGCGACGUGGCGUGGAAGCCGUGAUCAAGGUGCUCGAUGAGUGGACCAAGCAGAAGCUAACUCGGUAUAAGUGGAUCACUGGCGGGUUUGAGGUGACUGAUCAGGCAUGUAUAUUUGACGUGCUCUUUGUGGUAUUUGUUUCACUAAUGCAUACUACUGGUAAUUACUCCUUGGACGCGCAGAUACCGAUGUCAGCGGCGGGGAAAAUGUCCCGCAAGACGCUGCUGGAGCGCUUUAUGACUCAACGAGGAUAG